Molecule: messenger RNA, 4078 nt
Organism: Xenopus tropicalis (tropical clawed frog)
Lineage: Eukaryota; Metazoa; Chordata; Amphibia; Anura; Pipidae
Gene: polg
Product: polymerase (DNA) gamma, catalytic subunit
Exons: 23
Coding region: 199-3792 (1197 amino acids)
Biological process (GO): DNA replication; DNA biosynthetic process; mitochondrial DNA replication
Cellular component (GO): gamma DNA polymerase complex; mitochondrial nucleoid
Molecular function (GO): DNA binding; DNA-directed DNA polymerase activity
Source: RefSeq, a predicted model, not a curated record
GGCCUGUAACUCUUUAAAGGGGCCCAUGCUUAAAAACUGGAUGACGGCCCUGCCCCCUAUAAAGCCUAGAUCGUCCGGCCCGGGACAGCUGCCCCCCCUGUGCCCCCCUGAUGGCGGCCCUGCAGCGCUUUGCCUUGAUUAAAGAUCCUGCCAUGGAUCUCUGAACCCUUGCCAUACCAACCACUCUAAUCCACUAAUAUGAAUCGUUUGCUUCGAAAAGCCACUCCUCUAUUUCCUUCUUGGAAGACAAGAGGCUGUGGAUACCGUAAGUGCUCCUAUGCACCACAGUUACAGACGGAAACUCUGGAAACUGAAAUGUCCCAGAGGAGAAUGAACCCCCUUAACAUCCAAAUGCUUUCCAAAGGGCUUCAUGCGCAAGUAUUUAGGGGUAAGCAAGUGCAGCAUGCAGAAGAGGACAUUCAGAGAAGCAUUAACCAUCUGAAGAGUCAUGAACUUUGGGGGCAAGAAACAUCUACAGUCCCAGACAUAGAACUGCAGCUUCCCAAGUUGUAUGGAAAUGAUAUUGAGGAACACUUCCAAAUUCUGGCUCAGAAGCAGUCUUUGCCAUACUUAGAGGCAGCAAAUGAUCUCCUGAAUUGCCAGCUGCCAACUAUGCCUCAAACAUGGGCCUGGCAGUCUGGAUGGACCCGAUACACUGCUACAGGAGAGACAGAAUUGGUGGACUUUCCAGAUGAAAAAGCUUUGGUGUUUGAUGUGGAAGUUUGUGUAUCAGAGGGCCACUGUCCAACCCUGGCUGCUGCUGUUUCUCCUCAGUACUGGUACUCUUGGUGCAGUAGGAGAUUAAUAGAGGACAGAUAUACAUGGUCUAAAGAACUGUCAUUGUCUGACCUGAUCCCACUGGAGACAUCAGUGAAUUGCAACUGUAUUACCAAAAACAACUGGACAGAGAGAUUGGUUGUGGGGCACAAUAUCAGCUUUGAUAGGGCACAUAUUAAAGAGCAGUAUCUUAUCAAAGGUUCAAAAAUGAGAUUUAUGGAUACCAUGAGCAUGCACAUGGCCAUAUCUGGUCUUACAGGAUUCCAGCGCACUUUGUGGAUGGCCAGCAAAUAUGGAAAGAAAAAGGGGCUGCAGGAAGUCAAGCAGCACAUCAAGAAAACGCGCAGCAAAUUUGAUGGUUCUCCAAUCAGUUCUUGGGACUGGGUGAAUAUCAGCAGCAUAAAUAACCUUGCAGAUGUGCACGCACUGUAUGUGGGUGGCCCACCCCUGGAGAAGGAGGCCCGGGAGCUCUUUGUAAAAGGAAGCAUCUCGGAUAUUAGAACAGAGUUCCAAGAACUCAUGAGGUACUGUGCGCUGGAUGUUCAGGCAACGCAUGAAAUCUUUCAGGAACAGUUUCCACUCUUCAUGGAGAGGUGUCCUCACCCUGUCACUCUGUCAGGUAUGUUAGAAAUGGGCGUUUCCUAUUUACCUGUUAACCAGAACUGGGAAAGGUAUUUGGAUGAGGCUCAGACGAGCUAUGAAGAGCUUCAAAAAGAAAUGAAGAAAUCAUUGAUGAAUCUAGCCAACGAUGCAUGCCAGCUGCUCACCGAAGAUGCUUACAAGGAAGAUCCCUGGCUUUGGGACCUUGAAUGGGACAUUCAGGAGUUUAAACAAAAAAAGACUAAAAUCAGUAAAAAGCAGAAGAGACUGAAAGAAGCCCAAGAAAGUGUAGGAAACAAGUUUAUUGAGGAUCUUAAUGAAGAUACUGGACCUCCGAGUGAAGAAGAAGAGUCUCGCCCUUCCUUGGCCAAAAUCUACUUGGAAGAUCUCAAACUCAAAACUUUACCUUUGCUGCCAAAGAGAAGCCAGCAUUUACCUGGUCACCCUGGAUGGUACCGUAAAUUGUGUCCUAAACUAGAAGAUCCUGACUGGCUGCCAGGACCAAGUUUAAUUAGUCUUCAGAUGAGGUUAACUCCUAAACUUAUGAGAUUGACAUGGGAUGGUUUCCCUUUGCAUUAUUCUGAGAAGCAUGGCUGGGGCUACCUUGUUCCAGGGAAAAAGGACAACAUAUUGAACAAUGAACAAGAAGAGACCAUCCUGUGUCCAUACAGAGCCAUUGAGGAAAUUUUUUCAGAAUACAGUAAAAAUAAAGCAAAGGAUAGGCGUGUAUCUGAACAUUCCAGCUUACAUGAGGAUUUCAUUCUUACUGAUGACAGCUCUAUGUGGCAAAAGGUUGAGCAGCUAAGUCGGAUGGAGAUGGAUCUUAGUGCUGAAGUCCCGUCCACUGGAACAAUGAAAAAAAGAAAUAAUAAACCUGAACCCCCUGCUGAACCAGAGUUUUGUAGCCUACCUGACUAUCACCAUGGAAACAGCCCUUGCAGUGAUGUGAAUGUUUCAGGCUGCUGGUUCUACAAGUUGCCACACAAAGAUGGCUAUGCUAAUAAUGUUGGAAGCCCAUUUGCAAAGGACUUUCUGCCAAAGAUGGAAGAUGGCACUUUACAGGCUAGUAUUGGAGAUUCCAGUGCAACACGUGCCCUAGAAAUCAAUAAAAUGAUCUCGUUUUGGAGAAAUGCUCACAAAAGAAUAAGUUCCCAAAUGGUGGUGUGGAUGAAGAAGGGUGAACUUCCCCGGACAAUCACCAGGGACCCCGAGUACGAUGAAGAAAACAAGUAUGGUUGUAUUUUGCCUCUGGUUGUUUCUGCAGGAACUAUCACUCGCCGAGCUGUAGAGCCCACAUGGCUGACAGCAAGUAAUGCUCGUGCAGAUCGCGUGGGCAGUGAAUUAAAGGCCAUGGUACAAGUGCCCCCGGGAUAUCACAUAAUAGGAGCAGAUGUGGACUCUCAGGAACUUUGGAUAGCUGCAAUACUUGGAGAAGCUCAUUUUGCUGGAAUUCACGGUUGCACAGCCUUUGGGUGGAUGACUCUGCAAGGCAAGAAGAGUACUGGCACUGACCUGCAUAGUAAAACUGCAUCUACUGUUGGAAUAAGUCGGGAACAUGCAAAAGUGUUUAAUUACGGGCGCAUUUAUGGUGCCGGGCAGGCCUUUGCUGAGCGCCUGCUAAUGCAGUUUAACCAUCGACUUACUCAGGAACAAGCAGCAGAGAAAGCAAAGCAGAUGUACGCUGUGACAAAGGGAAUCCGGAGGUACAUUUUAUCUAAAGAAGGAGAAUGGUUGGUGGAAGAAUUGGGAAUCCCAGUUGAGAGGGGAGAAGAGAAUUCUGUGAGCUUACAAGAUUUACGGAAAAUUCAAAAAGAAGCCUCAGCAAAGUCUAGAAGAAAGUGGAACUUGGUAAGUCGCAGAAUUUGGACUGGAGGAACAGAGUCACAGAUGUUUAACAAACUGGAGACCAUUGCCAUGAGUCCCUCACCAAAGACUCCGGUUCUGGGCUGUCACAUCAGUAGAGCGCUGGAACCAGCAGCAGUAAAAGGCGAGUUCAUAACAAGCCGGAUUAAUUGGGUGGUGCAGAGCUCAGCGGUAGAUUACCUUCACUUGAUGCUGGUAGCCAUGAAAUGGCUCUUUGAGGCAUAUGACAUAGAUGGACGGUUCUGCAUUAGUAUCCAUGAUGAAGUGCGGUACCUUGUGCAAAGCAAGGACAGAUACCGUGCAGCCCUGGCUCUACAGAUCACAAACCUGCUAACAAGGUGCAUGUUUGCUUCGAGACUUGGAAUGCAGGACCUGCCACAGUCUGUGGCAUUUUUUAGUGCUGUGGAUAUAGAUAAGUGCUUGAGAAAAGAGGUAACCAUGGAUUGUGCGACUCCAUCAAACCCCACUGGUAUGGAGAAAAGAUACGGAAUUCCACAAGGGGAAGCUUUGGAUAUCUAUCAGAUUCUUAAAGUCACCAAAGGAGUUUUGUGAAGAACAGCUAAAACCUCCCUGACUCCUAUGGAGUUUGUGUAGAUGGCACUGAAGUACUGGCGCUUCAUUGAGAUGCCAUAUUGGAUAGUCUCAGAGGUGUUACAAGCACUUAAGAACAGAAAAGUUCCAAUUUUGUGAAACUUAAGCAUUAAUGCAAACAUUUACCAUUUCAGAAACAUCUCACCUAUAUAAGGGGUAUACGGAAACUGAAUUUGUGCAGGAAUUUUCGUUCCAAAUUUUCUUUCCCCGUUCAGAGGAAUAAAAAGUUUGAAUUCCUUUAGAAAAA